This is a messenger RNA of Chaetomium fimeti, 942 nucleotides long. RefSeq lists its product as uncharacterized. The record is from RefSeq and is a predicted model, not a curated record. The transcript has a single exon. Bases 86 to 784 code for a protein of 232 amino acids. NCBI's taxonomy places the organism in Eukaryota, Fungi, Ascomycota, Sordariomycetes, Sordariales, Chaetomiaceae.
CCGACAGCCCCAUACCCUUUUGCUCCACAGAUCAAACUCCACUAAAGUGUGACAAGCAGAGUCGUACCUUGGCUUGCAUCAUUGCAUGACCCGGGCAAGAAAUAUGCCGCAUACACGGUACACAGUAGAAAUCGAACGGCCAUCCCAUGUGGGUGGUCCUGAUCAUAUCCAUAUCGUGUCUCUCCCCGUCUCGUCGCCCCUUCCCACAUUCCCGGCUUUUCUCCAUCUCGAAGCAUCAAAAGAAAGUCUAUACCUAGAUAGUGAGAAAGCAGGGAAUAUUGUAUGUUAUUCUGCCCUCGACAAUCACCGCAGCUUUACGAAUACAGGCAAGCUCGAAACGGUAGUCGGCAUUGAGAGGGGGCUUUUGUAUUUCGGGGCUGGUAAAAGAUGCCGCCUCGAUCAAAUCCAACAUGUCAAGGGUACUUAUCUAUUCCGUUGUUACAUGAUCGCUUUCUUACUAUUGGGAGUAAAGAGAAUGAGAAACGGCCAUAAUAAGGUCACUGGCUCCGUUCUCAAAUGUUUGAAUGGGAGUAUGGGACGGUCCCUAGGCUUCAGACAGGAACAUGCUUCCGAGAGAGGGAGAGAGAGGACGAGGCUACCUACAUAUGAACUUCCCAUCAACGAACAAUUAGCCAAGACGAGGAACCCGUCACACCCCCUAGACCCAACAUUCCCCCGCUCUCGACUUCACCACACCGGCGUUUUGCAGGCUGCAGCCAAGUUCCCAAGGGGAUUAAAGCGUGUGCCUUCGGCUGGUCACGGUCCAUGGCCAAGCCCGACGUAAAGUAGAAGUGGCGAAGAAGACAUCGCGAUAUGGAUAGAUGAAACCCGGUCGCUACGCAGAUUUUGGGAGCCCAGGAACAUCUGCCGGGCACCGUUCCCAAGUCCGAACACUUGAUUUCCAACCAUGACUACUAGUCGCAUAUUGGGCUAACCCGGAGA